GGCGCUGCGAAAAAGGUGCUAAAAAGCGCCCUCUGUCCUAAAAUGGGUCGUACCAAGCUCGGUCGUCUGCUUCGGAAAGCACGUUUACAAUAUGGACCCGCCACUUUCGGUUGUGUUGUAUCACGGCCUGCAGCGAAUAUCGGGCGCCGAAGAUUUUUUCAGGAGUGGCACGCUGCGUAAAGGCAAGAAAUUAUGCAGUGCCGAAUACGUGUAUGCCGUUCAAGAAUUAAGCGGCGAAGUUUUAGCGCGGUGUCAAUCGGAAGUGAAGCGAGUCGCGUACGAAGUGGAACUUCAGGUAAGGUUUGCACGCUGCUAGAUUCAGGCGCACAAACGCGAGGAAAUGCUUGCUAUAAAUGAAUCCACAGCAGCGAUAAGCAGACAUCAUGUGUACGGAACUGCUCGAGCACACGACGGUACGCGCCGCGACGGCAGCGGUCUUUCAGCAUGCCGCGAUGUACGAAGUGCUCGAGCGCACGAUCGUACGCGCCGCGACGGCAGCGGUCUUUCGACAUGCCGCGAAACGGCGGGUCUCCUGCAAUCUUUGUUGACUGCAUGCCGCUAAACAAGUAGUUAGGCCUGCGUUGUAGUAGCGGCCAUCUGUCCCUUUUAGUAACUGGUAAUAACUGAUGCAAUGCAUAUGAGCUCGCACGUACGUGCGAAUCGCGCAGCGCGAGCUCGUGCGCUGCUCGCUUGAUGUAGCUUUUAAUGACAACGCUCGAAAAUCGAUCUGCUGUAAUCAAUACUAUCUUGCUGCGCUGCCUCAACAUGCUGGCUUGAGGUCAAGUAUGAGCACAUUUAACUCUCUAACCUGUGCUGCUCGUAGUGGGGUAGUGAAUUAUCACCGAAUCAACCCGGCCAUUUGUGGUCAUUUGCACACACCUGGGCACUUCACCACUUCGCACCGGUCGAAUUGUUAAUUGUUGCUGUGGCCGGGUUUCGAAUCGUGAAUCACCAGCCAUGCCUGCUGCUAUAUCGGUCUGCCGUCGGGACUGUAGAUGCAAAAGACCGAAUUUUAGAACGCAGAUCUAUAAUCAAGCAAGCUUCAAGACAGGUGAAGCAGCCAGCAUGGCGCGAAGUUUCGCUUACCCAGCGCGACGAACUGCAGUUAUACAGCGCGCCCGACGCUCCGCUUCGUGAGGCCUCGAAGGGAAACGAUAGAAUCGUAUGUUGGGAUUCAGGCCUUCUUGUUCAUGGGAGCCCACGACGCAGCAGUAUCGACGGUGACGCUUUUUUCGAUGCUGAGCUAGGUCCCUCCGGAUCGGCGUCGCCGAUUCCUUCUGCUUCCAGCAUUACGUCCCACGACACACGGAGAGUCCGUUUUCGUUAAACUAUAGGCUGCGACCAGCUCGCAGCGUGGUCGAUGUGGUCUGUGAGAAGUGACGAGCCUUUUCGCACUCGCAACAGGGCAGAAAAAAGUGCGAAUCGACGCAAAACUCGGCCUAGAAACGUGCUUCGCCACAGCCAGGGCUCAAUACGACCCAAGCUGGUACGACCCAAAUGUCGUUUCCCGCGCCGCCACCAGGCGCCGCAACUAUACCUCAAACUCCAGCGCAAGACGCCCAUUGCUAUAGGCCGUAUUUUUGCCAUAGCGGCUUCACAGGGCAUGUGAAAAAAAGAAAGAAAGAAAGAAGGAAAGAAAGAAAGAAAGAAGGAAAGAAAGAAAGAAAGAAAGAAAGAAAGAAAGAAAGAAAGAAAGAAUAAUAUUAAUAAGAAGAAAACAACAAGACAAGACAGCAGCUGUUGGCGCGGUGUGUUUAGUGCACAGACAUAAAGCCUGAGAACGAUAAGUUUAUAGUACGGGCACAGCUGCUAAAAUUUCCGGCUGUGCUGCCAUAGAGGCCCAUUAUUGCGCAACACUUUCACGGGCAUUAGUCCGCGCUGUUGGUUGUGGUAUAGCAGCCGUCUUUAUGCGGAGUUAAGCCAUUAUGCUGCACUGUACCGCUGAAUGUUAUUCCGUGCUGCCCAGUGCUUCGUAUCCAUGUUGGAAUGAGCCGUGAGAACUGAAGUAACCGUACUGUGUGGGAACAGCGCGAAGAGACAAAAGACGGGAAAAAAUGACUACACGCAACUGAAAGCUCCCGAUGACAUCGACAACAUGACGAGCCAGUUGAUCGACGGCUCGUACUCGCCGACGAAAGACGUCAUGCCGAACCCGUUUCAUUACCGUAUCCACCUCACCCGGGCCGACAAGAUCAAGGUGGCCCUGAUGUCGGUGUUCGUGGUUCCGGUACGCAUCGUGUUAAUCAUAUUCUUCCUGCUGCUCACCUGGUUGGGCUGCUACCUGGGUCAGCUUGGCCUUUCGCACAAGGACCGCACAGGGAAGCCACUCACGGGAUUCCGCAGGGCCAUCCAAAGCGCGUCCCGAGAGUGCGUGCUCAUGUGCGUGCGCUCCGCUGGCUUCGUGCUGCGGACGGUGGGGCGGGCCGCGCCCGCCCACGAGGCUCCCAUCCUGGUGGCCGCGCCGCACUCCUCCUUUUUCGACACGGUGGCCGCCAUGCACGGCAACCCGGUACCUUCGGCCGUCGUGCGCUCCAAGAGCAAGGGCAUGUUCUUCCUCGGCACCAUCUUGAACUUCACUCAGCCCGUGUACGUGAAGCGGAGCGACCCAAACUCACGCCAGAACACUGUGCGCGAGAUCACCCGCCGCGCUACUUCCAAGGAGCCUUGGUCCCAGGUGAUCAUCUUCCCGGAGGGCACCUGCACUAACCGUUCCUGCCUCAUCACCUUCAAGCUGGGUGCCUUUGUUCCCGGAGUCCCGGUCCAGCCUGUUCUCAUUCGGUACCCGAAUGAACUGAACACCCUCAUAUGGACAUGGGAUGGCCCCUCUGCCUUCGAGACCUUAUGGUUGACCUUGUGCCAGUUACGAACGCACAUGGAAAUUGAGUACCUUCCUGUCUAUGUUCCAAGUGAAAGGGAGAAGAAAGACCCCAAGCUUUAUGCUGAAAAUGUUCGGUGCUUGAUGGCCAAGGCCCUGCGAAUCCCACUUUCAUCAUAUUCAUAUGAUGAUCUUAAACAGACGGAUGUGGAGGACAGUGCUCGUGUGAAGACAGUUGUGUGCAAUCGCCUGCAGCAGCUCAUCAGUAGGAAUUGCAUCCAGUUCCGAGAUAUGAGCGACGUGAUUCUCAAAGUGAAAGCUGCCAUAAAAAACCGUGAGAGCUCAAGGGUGAGCUUUUUAGAGUUUGUUGCUAUCCUUGGAGUGCCCUCAGACCACAUUUCCAAGAACAUGUUUGAGGCUCUUGAUAUAGAUCAAACCAGGAAAGUGGACUUGCGUGCUGUCCUGGCUGCUUUCUGGUUGGUUCACAAGUCUGAAAGGCAUCAGACCGAAAAAGCUUUUGAGGCAUUUUGUGAGGGUAGCAGUGGAAUACGUUUGGAGGACUUUGCACAACUUAUCUGGAUUCUUCUUGCACUCCCAAAGUCUGCAGCCAUGUCAAUGUUUCAGAAGAUUGACACUGCUGCCCUGGGGCAAAUUAACUUUGAAGACUUCAAGGAAUUCAUUUCGAUGACAAAAUGGGCUGAUAUCUUGGCAUCACCAUUGGGCAACAGUGACUUACGAGAUGGAAACAAGUGUGUGCCAAGCAAAGAAGAGUGAUAAGGGACAGUUGCCGUGACUGUAGAUACACACUGUGUUUGUUUUCUUUUGUGAUUUUUAUUGUUUUUAACCAAGAACUGCCAGUUCUCUUUUAGUCAGAAAUUUUCAAAUGUCGUUUGUUUCACUCAGUGUAAGAUAUUUAUAUUUUUUAAUGUGAGACCAUUUCCUGCAGAGAGCAUUGCCACUAUGGUCCUUGGAGCCUAGUGCUAGCCACUCAGCAAUGUGGUGGACUUCCUUACAUGGGACCAGAUGCCAUAGGUGCUGGUUUUUAGUCUGUCCCCAUUUUUCUUAGUGGAAGCAGUGUAACACAGCAUUGCACUUAGUUUUAAUAUAUGUUCUAGGUACAUAACGAGCUCCACCCGUGACAAAAAUGGCUGUCAGUGGUGCACUUACAAGUAAUGCGGCCAAAGCAUGCAGUGAUGCUGGAAGGAAAUACAACUUGUGCAGCUUUUGCUUGCUGUUCAGCCCAGUUGGCCUUGUAAACUCACCUUUGUAAAAGUGAUUGGUAGACCUUUCUAGUGUUGGGUGUUUUGCCUCGCAGGGCUUUUCACCUAGCUAUUUGUAUUUGGAUGCCAUCUUCUAAGAUUGAUUGAUAAACAAGCAGUUUUUUGGUGAUGCUGUGCUUUAUAGCACUUGCAGAUGCUCUGAGCUUAGCUUCAGUUUGGAAACAGCCAUAUUUUAUUACUGUUUACAUCUUGGAAGCUACCAUUACAGCCUACAAUAUAUACCAACAUCCUUUUUAUAUGUUGUGGAACUGAGUGUAGUGUAUAGCACGGCUUGGUACUGCGCGUGCAUAAGAAGGAAUGCAAUGGAAGUAGCAGCCCAGCAUACUUCUUCAUUUACACACCAGUUGUGUAGCCAUAGUGCAAAACUUUGCCCUUAAAUGAUACUUGUAGGCAUGGCCGAUGUUAGCUGAUGGCUGCCUUUAAGCCUCUUUGCUUUGUCUCAAUUCAGGGAGCUCACUCAUGCUGCAAGUUAGUGACCUGCCUGAAUAAUACUGUGUUUUGUGAAUUCUAACAUCAAAUAAUUCAGGUUUUGAAAGACUUUGCAAAAAUAAGUGCACUAUGACCAUCAUGAAGUAGGUUUUUGCUUUCAACGUCUUGUUGUUCAUGUUUGUAGAUCUUUUUUAUCUAUUGAAAACAUGCAGUAGAUGACAAAUGCGGAAGUGUGCAAAGUUCAAUUGCGCUCUGAGGUAUGCCUGAAAAAAAAAAUGCUAUGUCACAUGCAGUUGCAUUAUCACAUUGCAGAUCACAGAAAGCUGCCCCUGAAUAAAUAUUUGCCAGGUGUUUGAACUUCUGCACCCAAGCUCUUGUGUCACUUGCGUCUGGAGAUGUUUGCUGCAGAUGUGCAUGCUUGCUGUCAGUGUGUAUUAUAUGAGAAGAGCUUGAAAAAAUGCUGUCGCUGAAGGAUUGUUUGGAUAAUGUGCAGCAGGACCUUAAUGAAUGCAUAUAGCGUUCUUCAGAUGGAACCAGACCAGGUGAUCUUUCUUGCACUGUCGUGUGGAAAGCCUGUAUGCUGCUUAGCUCAAGCUGCCUUGGCUCAAGCUAUGGUUGAUGUAAAUGUUAUUGCUGUUUGUUGUCUCAAACUUUGACUGCUUUACUUAGGAUUGCCAAAGGCUGCAUGGAUGAAUGUUGUGACUUUGUCAAGCCCAUUCAGUAGCUUUUAGGCUGAUUCUGGUGUGAUGAAUCUUGGCCAAAUUUGGCAGAAAAUGUCAGCUUGUAGCUUAUCCUUGUCCCAGUUGUUUUUAUCAACUGAGAGGGAUCUUUUAUGCCCAUAUUUUUGUACUAGCAUUCAUCAUUGGUGUGCAUGGAAGCAAAUGCAUAUACAGGAUUUCUUGUUUCAGUGUCAGUGGCUUUAUGUUUAUUAAUGAGAUAUGCUUUUUUUCACUUAAAUUUGCUGAUUAAUUUUGUUGUGACUAUAGUGUGGAUGAUGACACAGUUGGCUCAUAAUUUUUUAACAUCAUACAUGUUCAUUGUCUGCUAAAAACUUGUUUGCAUUAGGUAUUUGAUGUCUGUGAAGUUGUAAUAUGAUUGUUAUUUGUAAAGUAUGACAAAUUGGGAGAAGUUGUAAUACUACUGAUUUCUUAUUUAUGUCUUUACCGGUCUGCAUGCAUUAUUGUAUGGAAUUCACUUGUCUGAAUGUGGUAUGAAAAGUAAUUAAAAGUAAUUCAACAUAAACCACUG
Molecule: messenger RNA, 5772 nt
Organism: Dermacentor andersoni
Lineage: Eukaryota; Metazoa; Arthropoda; Arachnida; Ixodida; Ixodidae
Gene: LPCAT
Product: lysophosphatidylcholine acyltransferase
Cellular component (GO): endoplasmic reticulum
Molecular function (GO): calcium ion binding; lysophosphatidic acid acyltransferase activity
Source: RefSeq, a predicted model, not a curated record